AUGAAGUCCUCGGAAGAGAGGAUACAGUUCAAAAGGGAUUUCUUAAGCUUGGGACAAGGACGGAUAAUUCCUCUACAAGAUGUUAAAUUUUGGUCUCGAUUCUGGAAACUACCAACCAAAGGUCAAAAUAUUUUCGAACUACUUUCAUUGGAGGAUGUGAAGAAUGUACGAUAUCAGAAUGUGGCCAACUACAUAACGUUUGUACAAGUAUUGAGCUUGAAAAUCAUUGAAAUAGCCGAGUUGGAGUUUUUGACAAAUAAUGAUAUAACACUGCUUCUUAAUUGCAUAAGGUUUUUGAUUAAGGUUUUACCACCUAUACUUGAGCUCAACGAUUAUGCUGACGGUAUUGGUUUCGAGAUAUUUUGGAACUCUAACUUCGAUGUAGCAGAGUAUUUUAAAUUAAAGGAGGUGGAAUUACUGGAUUCUGAAGAAGACGUCAACAGGUGUGUACUGUCUGAUGCAGUAAAGGUCACUUUGGCAUUUAGAUUGAUGAUGGCAUUGGUUGACUUAUUGUACACCAAGGGGUUCACACUCAAUACAAAGGAGAAAGGUGGAGUAAGUUUGAGUGUAUGGGAGCCUGGAUUGGGAUAUGCAGGUAAGGCUAGAGCCCCAAAUCUGAUAGUCGACAGUAACAGAAUGGAAGUGUUGAAGCUAAUUAUAACAUUGUGUUCUGAUGGAUUCUAUUGCGCUCCGUCAACAAUUGUGUCUAAGGGAUCGAGAUUUCUCACAGUAUUGGUAUCAUUGACACCUAAAAUGAAACUUUUAACGUUGGUAUCGUCGCUAUUAAAUCUCACAUGCAGAUCGUCAAAGGGGAGUGAAGAAAAUGUACUAUACUACGAUAAUAUCAACUUGACUGAAACUAGACACUUGUGUGUAACAUAUGCUUUUUCAUUGCUAACUAUGAUGGUGGUGUAUCCCAUUCCUAGUGAGACUGGAAUAUCUGGAUGCAAGCUCCACAACAUGGCUAGAGGAUAUCUAGGUAAGGUACACAAAGAGCUGGAACUACUGUUCAUUGCCGCUUCCUUGAUGGAUAUUUUACUAUCUCCUUUGUUAGUAAAAGAUUCCGAAAGUGGUUCUUUCACCUUUGGUAAGAAUAACCAACCCUCGAUUUGGGCUACGAACACCGUUUUUUUCAUUUGGGAAUUGAUUCAGUGUAAUAAACACUUCAAGGACAUUAUAUCCAAAAACCACAUGUCACAGUUAAUGGUUAUCUUGCUAUAUUACAUUUUCGAAUUCAAAACAAGUGACAAUCAGAAAAAUCUAGUGCGUGUUUGUGCAUACCUAUUCCUAUAUUUGUCAUCGCAAUUGAAUAUGCUAGGUACAUUAUUCCACCCCAUUCCGCUAAAAUUAUACGACUCUCUUCCAUCAAGCUACAAAUUAGCAAUAUCACCAGUGACUACAAGAGAUUUUUUGGUAAGUCAACUUUGUUCAUUGUUGUUGAAUUCAUAUCCGAUACAACCACCUACGUAUAGCUUUAGACCUUUGCCGAAACUUUUGUUGAAUACUUUGAUUGAAUCGUUGUAUAAUUUGAUAAUACCCGUAUCAGACCAAGAACUAAAGGUGCAUAACAAUCCCAGCAAAAAGUUGAAUAACCCAAAUUCCCGUGGAGGAUUAUCAUACCAGGCGUCAUCAUUGAUAACCCAGCUCAUAUCCCGAUUCUCAAGCAAAAGCUUCCUUCUCGAGAAAUCAUAUCAUUUAAAUGUAGUUGCUUUAUUAAUCAGAGCUGUAUGCAUAGCAGUUGUCAAGUAUCCUCACCCUUCAAGAAUGCUAUUGUUUAGUAUUUUGAAAAAUGAAAGGGUUUACGACAAUUUAUGGAGUACUAUAUUCAAUAUCCAAGAAUACUCUGUUAGAGGUGACUCAAUAUCCAGGAUUGAUGAAACUGAGACCAAUGAAAGAGUAAUAUUUGCAGAUCAGACAAAUGGAGAUACAAUUACACAAUUGCAGCCAAUACCUAUAUUGCCUCGCAACACAAAUGACGAAUCAUCAAUCAUAUCAGAAAAUGAAAGUGUUGAGUCAUCUUUGCGCCCACAACCGCCGCCAGGUAUGUCAGACAAAGCUAGAGACAAACAAAGAAAGGACAAACCUAUUGGCCAAAUUUGGUCCGGUAAAGAUGCAUUAGCAAUUAUCCUUACUUUAAUAAUCCCACAUUUGAAGCGUGUUUUGAAUACCUUGUGGACUGGCACAAGAGGUGCAAGUGUUGACAGUUUUGAGUUAGUUCAAAAGAUUGAAAACUCUGACUUCUCAACAAUGGUUGAAGAAAACAGACACCAACUCAAGUACGAACUACUUCCAGAGGCACCUUUGGAACAACUAAAAUUUGAGUGGAGUUUACUUUCGUUAGGUUGGUACCUUUCGUUGCUAUACAGCGAAAUAUAUAACGCGUCGUCUCAAGUUAAAACCUACGUUGGCAAUAAUAAUGGCUUGAUCAAGAAUUUUUCCACCUCGUUGGCCACUGUAAGUAAGAUUACCUCCAGUUGGACAACCUUUCUCAAGCAAGAGCAGCCAGGAAAACAACUGGAUGAAUUCACUGUGCAAUGGGUUGAAAAUGGGUUGACAGAUGUUAAUACAUGGCAAGGCACGGAUAUUAAACUUUUCGAUGUUUCAUCAGCUUCAAAAGAUGGCUUUUUUGCUAGUUUCAACAAGUUUAGUGGAACAACAAGUCAAGCAGUACCAAACACCCCGGGAGGCUUAAAUGACAUGAUGAGAAGGUUCAGUGAUUUUAAUAUCAAUGGGAUGUCUAGCUCUCCAGUGUCUUCAGUGCUAAGCACUCCCAUUGAAGAACAAGAGUCGUACUUUACCAGAAGGCCGGGCAGAAAUUCAGUUACAAGCUUGCAUUCGUUGAACAAGUUAAAUAGAAUACGGAGUAAUACUCCUCGCAACUCGUUUAGCUAA
Molecule: messenger RNA, 2892 nt
Organism: Lodderomyces orthopsilosis Co 90-125
Lineage: Eukaryota; Fungi; Ascomycota; Pichiomycetes; Serinales; Debaryomycetaceae
Exons: 1
Coding region: 1-2892 (963 amino acids)
Cellular component (GO): Golgi medial cisterna; Golgi trans cisterna; membrane
Source: RefSeq, a predicted model, not a curated record